AUGACUAACAAGAGAAUCGACCGUGAAACUGGAGAAUUAGCCGACGAAAAUUAUGAAGAACGUCUGAUGUUUAAUUAUCAUAAUGUGAGUAACGAAACUGGUGAACCUGAGAUUAAUGAUGUGGGUGAAUUCGACAGACGCCUACCAUUUAAAAUACCGAGAGAGAUAAGAGAAGAAUUAUUAUCAAAGCAAGAGAAAAAUUUAAGUGAUAGGAGACUUAAAGAUUUACUACCACUGUGCGAAGGCACAGCUUUUGGAGAAAUUAAUCCAGUAUUUUUGUUUUUACCCGCUGUUAUUUACUUCAAGUGGUUCGCGAUAUCAUUGAUGAUUUUUGAAGUCAUUUUUCACGGUUGGUCGCAUCAUAAAAAUAAAACCCUCAAAGAUGUUUAUUAUCGCUCGCCUUUUCAUGGAAUAACAUCGGAAUACUGCGCGCUUUGUCAAUUUGAGACUUGUAUGAUUCGUGUGGGCAAAAUGCAACAGAUUCGUAUGCACAAAUUUUUACAUGACUGUAAUUAUAUGAAACGCGCGGUUACUUAG
This is a messenger RNA of Cotesia congregata, 537 nucleotides long. The record is from the annotation of a GenBank genome assembly. NCBI's taxonomy places the organism in Eukaryota, Metazoa, Arthropoda, Insecta, Hymenoptera, Braconidae.